CGCAGAUUGACGGCUCAUUUCAGCUGGAGCGAAGGCAGAUCACUGGUUGGGUUUUGGUUUGGUUUUGUAAUAUUUUGGAGUUCUAUCAUACUAUUUUUUUUGAAGACCUUUCAUAAUAUCACCACCUCACCAGCACAUUUAUCUGUCACGAUCUUUAACGUCAUGACUACUGCAAUAAAAGAGCUGACCACUUUGGAAGAGUGGGAGGCCGAAUGGGACGCUUUGUCAGACGAAAUAAAGACUUACAAACAAACUAAAGUGACAGAAUACAACGACCUAAUGGCAAAAUGGGAAACUGCUCAAGCCAGCUGUAUGAAAGUAAUUGCAAUGCAUAAAAAAAAAGUUGAUGCAUUUAAACACUCUCUCAAGAAAGUUUCAAAAGCUUGCAAGGAUGAAGAAAAACUACAGGUGUUUUAUAAGCAAAUUGAAGAAAAUGAAAAGCAAAUACAAGAAAUGAAGAGAAACCUUCCAGUUAGUAUAGGAUUAUUCUUACGAUGUUGUUUGGGAGACAUUGACCUAUCGCUGUAUAGUAAAAAACUUAACUACAAGAACAAAUAUGAAAAAUUCAAGUUGAUUAUGACUUUAAUCUCUUUCUUUAUCUCCAUCUUGAAUUUGCUUGUGUUUAACCACAGAUUUACAGAUGCUUUGUUUCAUGCUGUUUUGCUUUGGUACUACAGUUCUUUAACAUUACAAGAGCACAUUCUAUUGGUCAAUGGGUCCCGGAUAAAAAACUGGUGGAUUUUGCAUCACUACUUGUCCAUUCUGUUAUCUGGAUUUUUACUGAUAUGGCCAGAUGGAAAAAUAUAUCAACUGUACCGAAAUAAAUUCUUUUAUUUCUCCAUUUAUUUAAGUUUUGUUCAAUUUCUACAAUACAAUUAUCAGCGAGGAGUCCUUUAUCGAUUGAGAGCUUUAGGGGCCAGUCGUACUAUGGACAUAACUGUAGAGGGAGUCGAUACGAAGCGUUCUAAUGGUCUUGGAUUUAUCGUUCCGUUUUUAUGUGUGGGUUAUUUUCUCCAAUUCUAUAAUGCCUAUCUUCUUUUUGAUCUGUCAUUUUAUAAUGAUUGUGAUAUGUGGCAGGUUCCAUGUUGCGCCAUGCUUUUCCUUGUCUUGGGCAGCGGUAAUCUAAUCACACUACUCUACGUCAUAGGACAGAAGAACAAGAUGCACCUUAAAUCCUCAUAGUUCCCGAUAAGUACACGAUUGUACAGUGCGAACUGUGGAUUAUCAUGGUUUAAUUUAUACUUAAACCACGCGCACAAAUUUAUACGAUUUAAUUCGGGCACGAUUCAAUGGGUAAAUUUAUAGAUACACACAUUUAAAAUAUGAAUUACCAAGACACCAUAACUGUUUAUAAGUUUUAAUUAGCCAUUGUCACCAAGCAAUUUACAAAUUAUUAAAGUAAGUUAAUUGUUAAAUAAAUAAGAAGUUCUUAAAAAGGAAUUAUCUUUUAAAAUAAAUCAAGACGUUUGUUCUCAUUUUCAAACACGAAAUGUGUGUCAGCACCUGGAUAUGACCAUCCAUCAUCCAUCAUGGUCUUUAUUGUGCUUCCAACCAAAGUGUUGUGUUAUUGUUGUCAUCUCCUCCAUUAUGAAAUCAACAGAUCUGUAAAAUUGACAUUAAAGGAUAGACAUUUUGCAUUUCAAA
Xenia sp. Carnegie-2017 is the source of this 1644-nucleotide messenger RNA. Its product is annotated as transmembrane protein 120B-like. NCBI's taxonomy places the organism in Eukaryota, Metazoa, Cnidaria, Anthozoa, Malacalcyonacea, Xeniidae. The record is from RefSeq and is a predicted model, not a curated record. Gene Ontology annotation, cellular component: membrane. The transcript has 13 exons. Bases 163 to 1182 code for a protein of 339 amino acids.